Molecule: messenger RNA, 2955 nt
Organism: Capsicum annuum
Lineage: Eukaryota; Viridiplantae; Streptophyta; Magnoliopsida; Solanales; Solanaceae
Product: eukaryotic translation initiation factor
Exons: 9
Coding region: 247-2562 (771 amino acids)
Cellular component (GO): eukaryotic translation initiation factor 4F complex
Molecular function (GO): protein binding; translation initiation factor activity; mRNA binding
Source: RefSeq, a predicted model, not a curated record
UCCCCUUCAUUUCCCCUCUGCCCCUCCUAGUAGAGAAGAAGAGAGGAAAACCAAUCUCUCUUUCUUUCUCUCUCUCUAAAAAUUUCUCACUUUCUCUCUCUAAAAAUUCUAUCUGUACAUCUCUAUAUACAACACAUACAGAGAUAUAUUCACCUUUCUUGAUUUUCUUUGUUAGUUUUUUGAUUAGCUUAUUUGUUGUUGUUGGUGGUGUGUGUUCGAAUUGAUCGGACGGUGGAGAAUUGAGGUAUGCAGGCUGAUCAAAAGGUGAUAAGUUUGAGACCAGGUGGUGGUAAUAGAGGUGGUGGUGGUGGAAGUAGAUUGUUUGGAUCUCGAUUUGAUAACUCAUCAUCAUCUAAUAUCAAUUCUGAUCUUCCAGUUUUUAGACCUCAUGGUGGUGGUGGUUCUUCAGCUUUGAAGACUGGAGAUUCUCGUUUUGAGAGCCAUGAACGUGUUCGGUACACUCGAGAUCAGCUACUGCAACUGAGAGAGGCGGUAGUCCUACAGUUACCUGAGAUUAUUCUGCAAAUCAAACAAGAAGUUGAAGAUGAACUGUUUGGUGAAGAUGCCCCUCAGGGUCGUGUGGAUAGCAGUGUUCAGUCUCAGGGUCGUUAUUCUGAACCAGACAGUCGUGACUGGCGUAAUAGGUCAGCACAAUUUUCUGCCCCCAUAGAGGAGAGGUCAUGGGAAGCUCUUCGAGAAAACCGGGAAUUUGGUGGCCAGUAUACUCGCCAAGAGCAGCUUAGCUCACAGUUUGCAAGAGCUCAAGUAUCUGCCAAUCAAGGGGGAGGUCCUGCUCCUACACUGAUCAAAGCUGAGGUGCCGUGGUCAGUCCGAAGGGGCGCUCUUUCGGACAAAGAUCGUGUCUUGAAAACAGUCAAGGGAAUACUCAACAAGUUGACCCCGGAGAAAUUUGAUCUUCUCAAAGGUCAAUUAAUAAAUUCAGGGAUAACGAGUGCAGACAUUCUAAAGGGUGUGAUCGCCUUGAUAUUUGACAAGGCUGUAUUGGAACCCACCUUUUGCCCGAUGUAUGCCCAGCUGUGUUCUGAUCUCAACGAGAAGCUUCCUCCGUUUCCAUCUGAUGAACCUGGUGGGAAAGAAAUCACGUUUAAGCGAGUUCUUUUGAAUAAUUGCCAAGAGGCAUUUGAAGGUGCUGAUAAACUGAGGCAAGAGGUGAGACAAAUGACUGCCCCGGAGCAGGAGUCAGAACGCAAGGACAAAGAAAGGUUGGUCAAAUUGCGUACUCUUGGAAACAUACGUCUCAUUGGGGAGCUUUUGAAGCAAAAUAUGGUUCCUGAAAAGAUUGUUCAUCACAUUGUUCAGGAACUAUUAGGACAAGAUCCCAAAAGCUGUCCAGAAGAAGAGAACGUUGAGGCUAUAUGUCAGUUCUUUAACACUAUCGGUAAGCAGCUUGACAAGAAGCAAAAGUCGAGGCACAUAAAUGACAUAUAUUUCAACCGAUUGAAAGAACUAUCAACAAACCCUCAGCUGGUAGCACGACUUAGGUUUUUGGUGCGUGAUGUACUGGAUUUACGUGCCAAUAACUGGGUCCCUAGGCGGGAAGAGGUGAAAGCAAAAACCAUUAAUGAGAUCCACUCGGAAGCAGAGAAGACCUUGGGGUUGCGUCCUGGUGCUACAUUAAGCAUUAGAAAUGCUCGUGCUCCUCCUGGUGCUCAAGGGAAUUUGGGUCCUAGCGGCUAUCCCAUUAAUCGACCUGGCACUGGUGGUAUGAUGCCAGGGAUGCCAGGAGCAAGGAAGAUGCCUGGGGCUCCCGGAAUGGAUAACGACAACUGGGAGGUUCCUAGGUCACGUACAAUGCCAAGAGGUGUUCAGCCAUCGUUGAUUGGCAAGUCACCGUCUUUGAACACAAGACUGUUGCCUCAGGGUAGUGAUGGCGGCAUGAGUGGCAGGAGUAGCGCCCUCUUACAAGGUAGCGGUGGACCUCCUGUUCGAACAUCAGGCUACGUCUCUGGCAUGGAACCUGUAUCACAAGUUCCAGGACCAGUUAGGUCAUCUCUAACUGAGAAACCUCAGGCUCCAGCGGCGAGGUCAAAUCCCGAAGAGCUGAAGAGAAAAACCGUUUCUCUUUUGGAGGAAUAUUUUAGUGUUCGAAUUUUGGAUGAAGCUUUGCAGUGCAUUGAGGAACUCAAAUCCCCUGCCUACUAUCCAGAGGUUGUCGAAAAAGCCAUAUCUCUUGGACUGGACAAAAGCCCACCACGUGUUGAACCAGUCGCACUACUUCUUGAGCACUUGUUUGCUAAGAAGGUGUUUACUCCUACCGACUUAGCCACCGGAUGCUUGAACUUUGCUUCUCAGUUGGAAGAUCUCGCAAUGGAUUUACCAAAAGCGCCAGCAAAUUUCGGGGAGAUCAUUGCAAGGCUAGUCCUGACAGGCGCAAUGGACUUCAAGUUGGUGAAUGACAUCGUCAAGAAGGUAACCGAUGACUUAUACCAGAAGGACUUAUUUGCAAGCAUCAUGAAAUCUAUAAGCUCCAGCCCCACCGGUCGAGCAAUAUUAGAUUCACAAGCACCUGAUAUCGAAGCCUGCAAUCGUCUGUUCCAGUAAGCAGCUUUAAAUCCUUCGUCUCUCAGAAGAACUGAUGCAACAACCUCAUCGAAGGUGAAGGCACAUGCUCUCGCACACUUUUCCUCGCAAUGGCCUUUCAGCAACUGUAUAACAGUUUUUUCAUAAUCGGAACAGUAAAAGAACAGGUGAUUUUAUCUUCGAGUUGUAUACUUUUUUUCCCAACGUGUGUUCAUUAGUCGACGAAAGACAGUUUUGCAACAUGGUAAAUUUAUACGCCAUAUUUGCUCGAGGCAACGGACUGGCUGCUUUACGUAGCCUAGCUGUUUUGUAUUCCAUUAGUUUUUCGAUUUAUUUUUUCGCGUCAGACUUGUUAUAUGAAGUUUUGUCCCAACUUGUGAGUUCAUAAAUUCAACUGUUCCAAUCUUUACACCA